AUGCCCCCAGAUCUUGUCGUCCUCCUUCCAACGAUACCGCAGGAGGGACUAAAGAACAACACCUGGAAUGGCUACUACAAGUCUCCCACGAUGUACAUGGCAGUGCUGUCUAGCACACCAGAGACAACGCAGGGCAUGAGGGGAUCUACCGCUGGCUGGCUCCGACUCAACACAUCGUACUUGUUUGAAGAACAGACAAUGUUGCCAGAAAGUACAAGGAACCAGUCGAAAGCCACAGCAGAGACUUACGAGAACAGCACCAGCGUGCUGGAAACAUCGAGAGAGGGACGGGUGCUCAACAUAAAAGGAAACAAUUUUGUGGAAGGCCUUCAAGUUCGCGUGACUGCACCACCGUUCCGUGUCCGCCCUGCCACCACCACGACCACCACCACCGCCACCUCGACAGCAACAUCACCUCGUCGGUCCACGGAGACGAAACAAGCCAACGCAUAUAAGACAACUUGGAGUGAAACCCCUAAGAUGGCCUCUGCAUCCACUACUUCUACGCCACAUUCUUUCGCUGAAGAGAAACAAAUUCUAGACCUCCUUCCAAAACUCCUCGAAGCUGCACGAGCACGACUUCGGAAGACCGGCCAGGAGGAAUAUCCGGACGGCAGAAAGGUCACCAACGAGGCGACUGCAGCCUCGAAGCAAACUUUCACGACAGAAUCGACAACGCCCACGACGGCACCGCCGGGCAAGAUUUCCAAGUCGCCCCAAAAGAAGCACGAGCGACGAAUCUGCAUCGUCUACGAAGGGGACCAGAACGACAUCAGUUCGGCGCUCCUACGUAAAAUAGUAGAAGCGACGCAGCAGCGUACGCAAAAGGAACUUGCUUCGGAACCCACCGAAGAUGAAGAUGGCGGUUCUUUGCCAACAACUUUUGCGUACUUGGAGACGCAAGAACAGAGCAGGGGUUACUCGCCUAAAAUGAGCAGGGUCGCGAGCUCGCGGACGAGAGCGGACGACGUCGCCAGACAAGAGGUCGGCAGCUCGAGAACGAAGAAUCGCAGGGAGCGCGGGAAAAAAUUCAAGUUGCAGCGUGCGGGACAGCAUUUCGACGAGAACGAGCCGCAAGCUGCCGACUCCGAGCCGUCGGCCAAUGGCGAUGCAGACGUCAACCCGAGUGGGAGAAUGGAGUACUUCUCCGAGAAGAUUCAGCAACACUGGGAUCAAUUUGUGGGACACGUCAAGACCGUGGCAAAGGACACGUGGGACCAUCUUGCACAGCAGAUGGCGCGAUCCAUCGAGGUACUUGCGCAGUAAACGUAUGACUAGGGCCCGACUUUUUUCGACAACAUUGGGGGGUAAAUAUUGGGUUGCAUUUCGCUUCAAUAAUUCGGGUGUAAUCGGGUUGAACUGAACGUGAUUCAACCCAGUUCUGGUUGAAUCAGAUUGAAUCAGUACAAUGCACAUGAC
Messenger RNA from Ornithodoros turicata, 1419 nucleotides. RefSeq names its product PH domain-containing protein DDB_G0287875-like. The transcript has 3 exons. The record is from RefSeq and is a predicted model, not a curated record. NCBI's taxonomy places the organism in Eukaryota, Metazoa, Arthropoda, Arachnida, Ixodida, Argasidae. The coding region runs from base 1 to 1266 and encodes 421 amino acids.